AGUGGUGUUCAACAUUCAAAAAGGAUAAUCCCACCUGCCCAUCAUGGCAACUGCAGCAGCUCUACCUGAAGGAGUAGGUCCUGUAUUAGAAACCACCCAGCAAGAUUUUUUGCAAGAAGCAAAAUCUCUUAUUGCUCAACAUUACAAGAGAUUAAAUGAGAAUAAGGCUCAAGGAACGUCUAUAGAUGUCUUUAAAAAUAAACACCAAAAACCAAAAACUGGCAAAUUCAUACCUUUUGAGGUUAAGAAAAGUGAAAUCCUUAAUGUAGUUCAAGAACAUCGGUUGGUAUUGAGAAGCAUUAGCUAUCCCAGGGACACUUCCAAAUGCACAACUUUAAUUGAGGCCUCACAGGAGAUUUCCUUCAAGGAGCCGCAUGUUUCGAAUAUAAAAGAGAAGUACCACCCUGUAGAUCUUUUUAAAAAAGAAACAGUUAAACUGGGUAAAAUAAUGAACGAUAUUGAAUCCGUGAGUAAGAGAAUGGAGAAAGAGAAGGAGAUGCAUCUCGAGAAGUCCAGAAUGUUGGAGCCCUUCCAUUCCCACAUUGGCUUGCCUUUGCAUAAUCUGACCUCUUCUUUGGGACUUCUGAAGGAACUUGCUGACAGGACGCUGUAUGAUUGGAGGAGUACUGCAUCGAUACUAUCUUCCCGUUUGCCUCAUGAAUCUGCUCAGAGUUUAUCAGGCUCCUCGGUGAUGUUUAAGGAUUAUUAUAUGAGACCCUAUAAGAAGAAAGAUAUACAAUCUAUCAAGAAAGACCUGAAGCCAGACAAAAGAUCAAAGACUGUUGUAAAGUCUGAUAAAAUAGACAGCAAAGUUAAAAGAAUUGGACCACACAUAGAAAUUUACCAACUGUUCCAGGGAAGAAGCAAACCCAUGUUUACUAAAAGAAUUGUUAAGCUGGUCGUCACUGUCCAAGCAUUUAUCAGGGGGUGGCUUGAGCGCAAAAGGCUUCAGCGGAUAAAAAGCAAGGCAUUGUAUCAUGGUCCAAAUUUGAAAGCAGUUAUACAAAUGUACCAGAGCUUAAUCCACCGUAUUAGACACCGACUUGGCCUUUGGAGGACAAGACAGAUUAUAUACUUUGCAGAGUUAGAAGAAUGGAUGGACAGAAAAAAAUUCUAUGAGACCAUGUUUGCCAAGAGAGAAGACUGGCAAGGAUUAGAAAGAAGUGAGUUGAUGAAGUACUUCAACGACUGUGGUCAUUUCCCUACGCAGACCCAGAUCGAUGAGUUCUGGGACCUGUUCCACAGAAAUAGUCGAGGACAAUAUUCUGAAGUAAUCAAAAAGUCCAAUGCUAUUGAGCUAUUAUUUACACUCUAUCCUCCUCAAGGUGCCAGAGUGAAUGUUACCACAAGACUGAGGUCCACAUGGCUGAGACCCUUGGUGGAUGGGGAAGAAGGCUAUAAGUACAUAGUGAAUGGACAUCCAAUACUCAAGAGAGCUAACAUCCGGACUGUUGGCAAGUUGGUGGCUAGAUCCAUAAGAGAAAGAAAAAUGAGACAAUUUUAUAAGACAUGAGAACUGGAAUAAAUUUUUCAACACAGUGUUCCAUUAAAUAGUUGAUGUUAUCUCCUCAGAAAUGCAUGUUAGUCAUGAACACAGAAUGGUUUGCCAGCAACAGGGUAAAAAGGAAACUCUUCGCAUAUGCAAAGGGGGAUGCUGACAAGUUAAGUAUAAGUCAGUUUGGACGAGUGGUCUUUAUCUUCCUCAUUAAACAUCUGCUAACCAUG
Molecule: messenger RNA, 1725 nt
Organism: Grammomys surdaster
Lineage: Eukaryota; Metazoa; Chordata; Mammalia; Rodentia; Muridae
Gene: Iqcm
Product: IQ motif containing M
Exons: 12
Coding region: 44-1513 (489 amino acids)
Molecular function (GO): protein binding
Source: RefSeq, a predicted model, not a curated record